This is a messenger RNA of Nycticebus coucang (slow loris), 6231 nucleotides long. It is a transcript of the gene FRS2, whose product is annotated as fibroblast growth factor receptor substrate 2. The record is from RefSeq and is a predicted model, not a curated record. Gene Ontology annotation, cellular component: cytoplasm; cell-cell junction. The coding region runs from base 535 to 2061 and encodes 508 amino acids. Gene Ontology annotation, biological process: cell surface receptor protein tyrosine kinase signaling pathway. The transcript has 10 exons. NCBI's taxonomy places the organism in Eukaryota, Metazoa, Chordata, Mammalia, Primates, Lorisidae.
UGUCCAGGGUCGGGGCCGGAGAGGGGCCUUGUAGGUAGAGCAGCCGAGGCUCGAUCGGCUCCGAGUAGGGUCUCCAGCCGGGGUCGGAGUCCGGGGCUCCGCGCCCGCUGACGCGCGCCCUGCCCCCUCCAGCGCGCGGGCCGACGUUUUAUUUCAGAAAUGACCAUUAAGAAGUAGAUGCCCAGAUGCAAAAGUGAUGAAACAAUCCAUUUGUCAUAACGUAAGAUGCAGCUGUGGCGUUCCAACCAGAUUAGAACGAAAUUGUAUCUUUUUCUCAGAAGAGAAUUCCACAAGGGCGUCAUGAGAAGAUACAUUGUAAGCUGACCUGUAAGCUGACCGCCCCAGGGCCUGUGACAAACUGGUCAACACAUGGAGGUGGUCAGCAUAAGGACCCUGGCCUGCUGUGCUGACAGGUUAAGUCACCAAACAAAGAAAACAUGGUAUUUUGAAGUAUGAUUAAACUCCUGAUGCUGCAGCAGAGGCUAAUAAUAUUAAUGGCCAGAUCUAGUGCUCACAUGGUCUUCUGAAGAAGCCAUGGGUAGCUGUUGCAGCUGUCCAGAUAAAGACACUGUCCCAGAUAACCAUCGGAACAAGUUUAAGGUCAUUAAUGUGGAUGAUGAUGGGAAUGAGCUAGGUUCUGGCAUAAUGGAACUUACAGACACAGAGCUGAUUUUAUACACCCGCAAACGCGACUCAGUAAAAUGGCAUUACCUCUGCCUGCGGCGCUAUGGCUAUGACUCGAAUCUCUUUUCUUUUGAAAGUGGUCGAAGGUGUCAAACUGGACAAGGAAUCUUUGCCUUUAAGUGUGCCCGUGCAGAAGAAUUAUUUAACAUGUUGCAAGAGAUUAUGCAAAAUAAUAGUAUAAAUGUGGUGGAAGAGCCAGUUGUAGAAAGAAAUAAUCAUCAGACAGAAUUGGACGUCCCCAGGACACCUCGAACACCUACAACUCCAGGGUUUGCUGCUCAGAACUUACCUAAUGGAUAUCCCCGAUAUCCCUCGUUUGGAGAUGCUUCUUCCCAUCCUUCAAGCAGACAUCCUUCCGUCGGGAGUGCUCGCCUGCCUUCAGUAGGAGAAGAAUCUACACAUCCUUUGCUUGUGGCGGAGGAACAAGUACACACCUAUGUCAACACUACAGGUGUGCAAGAAGAUCGGAAAAACCGCACAAGUGUACAUGUCCCGUUGGAGGCGAGGGUUUCUAAUGCUGAGAGCAACACACCAAAAGAGGAGCCAAGUAGUGUGGAGGACACGGACCCUCAGGUCCUUCUUGAACCUGAAGGAGUCAAGUUUGUUUUAGGACCAACCCCUGUUCAAAAGCAAUUAAUGGAAAAAGAGAAAUUGGACCAACUCGGUAAAGAUCCAGUUAGUGGAAGUGGUGCAAAUAACACAGAAUGGGACACUGGCUAUGACAGUGAUGAACGAAGAGACGCCCCCCCUGUUAACAAACUGGUUUAUGAAAAUAUAAAUGGGCUGUCUGUCCCUAGUGCCUCAGGGGUCAGGAGAGGUCGUCUGACAUCCACCAGUACCUCAGAUACCCAGAAUAUCAACAACUCCGCUCAGAGAAGAACUGCAUUAUUAAACUAUGAAAACUUACCAUCUUUGCCUCCUGUUUGGGAAGCCCACAAGCUAAGUCGGGAUGAAGAUGACAAUUUAGGACCAAAGACCCCGUCUCUAAAUGGCUACCAUAGUAGUCUAGAUCCAAUGCAUAACUAUGUAAAUACAGAGAAUGUAACCGUGCCAGCAAGUGCUCACAAAAUAGAAUAUUCACGACGUCGGGACUGUACACCGACAGUCUUUAACUUUGACAUCAGACGCCCAAGUUUAGAACACAGGCAGCUCAAUUACAUACAGGUUGACUUAGAAGGUGGCAGUGACUCUGACAACCCUCAGACUCCAAAAACACCUACCACUCCCCUUCCACAAACCCCCACCAGGCGCACAGAGCUGUAUGCUGUGAUAGACAUCGAGAGAACUGCUGCUAUGUCAAAUUUGCAGAAAGCAUUGCCGCGAGACGAUGGCACAUCCAGGAAAACAAGACACAAUAGUACUGAUCUGCCCAUGUGAGCCUGGAAAGCAUUAUGUUGUUUGCACCUUUGUGAAGUUUUUAAAAUGAAGAUGCAAGUGCUUCAUUUUCAUUUCUAAAUACUAACUUCUUUUAUAGACAGAAUAUUUUUUUUUUAAUAUUUUAUGUGCAUCUUUAACUAAAGGGAAUUAAUGUAGAGCAGGUACUCCUCAAAGAACACUAAUUUCAUCAUGUACUACUCACUGUACGGCAGCAUUCCCAUCUCACAGUGCCUAUUUAAAAUGGGAAUUGAAGUGAACGACAUGCUGGUUGAUUUUGAUCAAUAUUCUGGACUUAGGCAUAUCUUUCAUGUCCAAGUCAUGGUUGGCAUUUAAAACUCCUUUGAAGCCUGUUGGCAAUGUUCAUUGCUAACAGAUAACUCUAGUCUUUGAAGGUAUCUAUAGACUCACUGUUCACAGUGUGUGGCCUCCACCAUGUAACUUGAGGAAUCCUUUAUUUCAUUAAUUAAAGGCUUUUUAACUUGAGCCAAAACAUAUGUAAAGGAAAAUAGAAGUACCACCCUCCUUUUACACCAGUCAGCUCCCUUGCCCUCAGUGUUACUAGAAACAGUCUGGCGUCCGUGAAUGUGGUUUGCCCUCCGUGUGUCGAAAGGCAGAGGGAGAUAAGAUUUUCUGUUUACUCAUCUCAUGACGUCAUUUGAAAGGCAUGUCCAGAUAUCUUACGCAGAGUUACAGUAGGCUCAAGAAUCAGUCUCAGGUCACUUAACCCAGAAACAUUUGAAAAUCUGCAUGCAUCGUGUAGAUUAUUAACGACAUGUUGUUCUCUGGAGGCCUCGUGCCGUUGGGUCCCAUUGAUCUUCCGCUGCUUUCUUUGGUGUCUGGGAUGUCUUACUUUGUUGCUUAAUGUCUUUUUCAAUUUAAAUUGUUUGAGUUUGUAUAUAGUCUUGAAUUGGAUUAUGUGUUUGUUUAUUUUGCAUUUUUGUCAGAUUAUGGUUUUGAAGGUUCAUUUGAAACUCACUGUUGUUCUAUAACAGGGUUGCCCUUGUCCAGUAUUUAUUUAUAUACUGUUUACUUUUCAAGGUGAUAAAAACAUUAUCUUCAUUUUAAAUUUUACUUGUGUCCAUAGGUGAUCUCGUUAGCAGCUGAGAAAAAAAGGAAGAUACUUGUAACAUGCAAAACUCCCUCCAGGUACUGUGUUCCCUGUGGGCACUCCCCAGCACUUUAGCAGGGACCCUCUCAGCCGGGCGGCUGCAGUCAUGCUCUGCCUGCCCCAGUGGUCCUCAGCUCUCUGUCCUCUCACGUGUGGCUGGAUCUUUGAUUAUUCUUUUAUUCCAGUGAAAUGUUAAUACUGUUGCCAGUGUAGCAGGUGCAGUGGGAGUCUUGAAGCAAUGAAAUUGUGUCAUAAUUUAGGAUUUAAAGUGAAUUGACAUGUAUAAAAACUGAAGAGGGUCCAUAUGUCAAAUUCUUAGAAAAUCAAAGAUGUUCCGAUUUCCCAAACACUAGAGACUAUAAGAGAAGAUAGAGUGGAAAGAAGGUUAGGUAACCUAACAAAAUAUUUUACUGUUUUCUCUAAAUAUGAGGAAGUUUGAGGUUUUGGUCUGGAUCUACCAGACGUAACUAAUAUUAAUUUAGUUUUAGCCAUAUAGCAUCCACCCUAUUCAGUAAAUAACCUGAUCAUAGGACAAUAAAUGGAUUAGCAGACUGACAGAGUGGGGCCAUUAUAAAGAAAAUAAAUUAUUAAAGGUGUCUUUGUUGUUCUCAGUGCCAUUAUCGCUGUCUUUAUCAUAAGUCAAUAUCAGUGUCUGAUCAUUUUGUGUGCAUAGCAGAAUUUCCCUUUUUCUCCCCUGUGAACUUGGUGCUUACUAAAGUGGUCACUGUUCUCUUAAAAAGAGCAGUGGUGUCGGUGUGCAGUUUGCAUUUUUAAUAUACUGUUCCAUUUAUCCCUUCUUCUGAGUAAAUUGCUGAUUGUGCCAAACUUAUGUAAUGGCUUUUGUAAUAUGGAAUAAGAAUUGUGAUGGAACCAAUGCACAUGGUUUUCUCUGUAAUCAGUGGUCAAGGCAGAACAUUAAUCUCCAAAUGAAAGGGCUGAUCUAUUUAUUCACUUUGGAGGUUGGAUCCUUUGUUCUUUCCCUUCAUCCUUUUUGUUUUUUCCUCCAGAUUCUAAUUAGUUUUUGUAAGUUUUAGAUAAAUCCAUUAUAAUUAUAGCAGUUUGUGCUUUAAAUACUAUGUGCUUUAAAAAUGAAAGUGGGACCAAUUUGUCUGCUAAGAAUUUGAUUGUAGCUACUAUAAGAAUAUUAGGAAGACAUAUACAACUGGUGUUAGUUUCUAGAGGUCUUCUGGAAAUCACUUGUGUUCCUAUUUAAUAAAAAGUAAUUUAGAAUACUACUUGUCCUUUGCAGUAGUCUGGUAGUGGGCAUUAAGCUCUGUCCUGGGAGAAUGUGCCUAUCACGAGGUGCGUUUUAGAAUGAGAUCUUUUAUUGGCAGAUAAUUAUGGCCGUAUGUUUCAGAUUUUUGAGAGCUAAUUUUAGAUAUUCUUUUGGUAAACCAUGUAAUUCUGCUUUUCAGUUAUAGAAAUAUAAUCAUUGUUCAUAUGUUAUUCCCCAAAUAGAAAUCCUCUUUUAUCCAAAUAGAUCAUAAGAGCAUUUAUCCCUGACCAGGGUUGGAAACUGAUAAUUGGUAUUACCUGUGUUUUUUCUUAAUGUGUUUUGUUUCCCAGUUUUAUUUUCCUUUAAAAAUGAAAAUACGGUGCCUUCCCUCCCUCCAGGAAGAUUGGCAAAUAAUUCCUUUUAUUUACUGCUGCUGUGGAGUGAUGAGAUAUGCACUUUACUCUUGAAGACUCAGCAAAAAGCUUUUUACUUCCAGUGUAUCCAGAAUAGAUCACAUUUGGGACUUAGGAAAAUUUGCCAAGUAAUCUUUGUUUUUAUAGAUGUUAAUGUUGACCCCCAGUUUAACGUUACAAGAAUAAGUCAAGCUUGUGUUUAUCUCCCCACCCCUAAAAAAUCUGUGGCACAGCACAUAAAAAUGAACCUCAAUAAUGUUCUAUUAAAAAUGGGACAGGGGCCUUAUGUGUUCAUAAUUUCCCAACAAUGUGCCACCAUAUUUUUGCCUCAAGGUAAGGGAUUUAACAUGCUAAAAAGUAUUUCCCAGUUACCCCUGUGCUGUUCUUAACCCAUAAUGCCCGAGUGUUUUGUGCAAUGUGUGUGUGUAUAAAUAUCUAUCUAUCUAUCUAUCUAUCUAUCUAUCUAUCUAUCUAUAUAUAUAUCCUUGAAAUAUACCGUCAGAGGCAUCAUUCACAAGUAAAUGAUGUAUUGGCAUCUCAUUUCAUAUUUCUGAUACGUGAGGUAUAUGGUACUAAUCACCGUUUCCUUGAUGUUUGCCAAAUUUGAAUAAAAGCAUUGGUACGAAAUUAUAGAAUGUAAAGAAAAUGUUUUUGGCUUGAAAAAUUAACAGUUAUUUUAUGACAUACCACAGUAUAUCUGCCCAAACCAGCACCCCGUCUGCCCUUCCUGUCCUUUACAUCCCUGCUCCCCGUCCCCACUUCUUCAUCGUGUGGGGUGUAACAGUUCUUUUAUAGCAUCAUUCUAAUUGCAUUUCUGACAAUUGGACGAUUCUAGCAUGGAAACAGACUCGGAUUAGUAGUACAGUAGUCACCAGUGUGCCACAUUUGCAUCAGUAAAUGCAAAAUAUACAUUUUAUAAAGGACAAACUUUGUGUUAAUGUUUUUAUUUUCAUUACAUUGUAUAAUAUUGUAAGAUUAUUGUAUGUCCUAAUUUGCAUUAUGAAUGUUUUUUUCCUACGUAAAGGCAUAAAUAUAGCAACUUUGUAUAAAGGUAGCUUAUUAGAUUUUUAAUUUUUCCUUUUAUAAAAGAUUGUCUAACAGUAGGACUACCAUUGCCAAAUUGUAAAUGAACUAUGAACUUUACCCCCUUUGGUUGAUUUCUUUUAUAAACAUUCCAUAUUUCUCUAAUAAAAGACAUAAGUGAUGCUGUACUAUGUAUAAAUUAUAUUUGAAUGCUGUUUAAUAUCAGCAUUUUAAAAUUUUGAUUUGCAUUUUUCAUAUUGGCCAAACUUAACCACUGUUAAUUAAAAUAAAACCUUGUGACAAUACCAUUUGCCCUCCAUCCCUUCCCAGCCUCAUUCUUUAUCUCUCCCUGUCAGUGCCAACUUCAUACAUUUUGUAGCAUGGCAAUAAACUAUAACUUUUACACUGAG